AUGUCGCUUACGGACGACGAAAUAGGCGAAAUUAAGGACACUUUUUUGAUGUUCGAUAAGAAAGGGGACGAAAAGGUAGCUGUUGACGAGGUCGGUGACAUAAUGCGAUCUUGUGGGCUCAAUCCAGUAGGAGCAGAUAUCGAUAAGGUUGUGGAAGAGCUGGGCAAAGGGACUCAAGUCGACUUCGAGCAGUACCUUGGUUUCCACGAGGAAUGCGCUAAAAAGGGGGACUCCGGUACACUUGCCGCGUUUAUGGAAGCCUGGAAGUGUUUCGAUCACGAAGGAAAUGGUUUCGUGGGCAACGCAGAAAUUCGCCAUGUUUUGACAUCGAUGGCAGAUACCAUGACAGACGAGGACGUAGACGCGAUACUCGAAGGCAAAGAAGACGAGGAAGGCCUGAUAAAUUACGAAGAAUUUAGUAAAUUUAUCAUGUCUGGUUAA
Messenger RNA from Paramuricea clavata, 441 nucleotides. NCBI's taxonomy places the organism in Eukaryota, Metazoa, Cnidaria, Anthozoa, Malacalcyonacea, Plexauridae. The record is from the annotation of a GenBank genome assembly.